AUGGCAACUGCUGCAGAUGCAGGCGAAUUCAGUUCCUUGUCAUCUAGAGAGGAUGAAUUAGACUUGACGUCUGAAACCUUCAAUCCCCUGAAGGCAUUACGUGCAGAUAGUGUGGAAAUACCAAUCCCGAGAGCCAAGAUUUACGACAAUUUGGAUCAGUUUCGUAGGCAUGUGCUAGAAGGUCAAGCUUCUGUUGGUGUUCCACGACCUGGAGGAAGCUCCAAGAGCGCCAAGAAACUUCAAAAACCUCAAUGCUUGCACAGUGGUACCGCAGAGGAGACACCAACCCUUCCUGAGAAAGAGUCAACAGUUCAGAAAAGGAACGUGUUGACCAGAAUGAAAAGUUACAGUUGUGGGCCAUUAGGAAGGCUGCGGGAGAUUGUGGAUCAGAGAAAAAGAGUCAGAGUGUGGACCAGGAAUUAUAAAGAGAUGAGGGGACACUGUACUGGUUUCCUCAUAAUUUUUGACAAGCAUUGGAACCUAGUGUUGGUUGAUGUUGAAGAAGUUUUCCAAAGGAAGCUCCAUAGGAAGCCCCUCUUGCCUGAAGGGAAACUGAGGGGAGAAUUUGUUAAGCGAAUGAACCUAGAGGAUACCAAAGGGGAAACAGAGAAAGGGGAUUUUUCUGUUAUGAAGGCUGACCUGGAUGACAUUUUUAUAGACAUGGAUUCUGAUGAUGAUGAUAAUCCAAGGCUGUCAUCAGAAGCUCUUUCUGCUUUAUUGGAAUUUUAUGCUGAAGAGAAAGCACAACAAGAGAAGGCAAUCAGUGUCUUAUCUGGUGAUGAUGAAAGGCACUCUAACAUUCAGAUACAGUCUAUGACUGACCUGUUCCCUGAAAACUGGCAACUGAGUCAGUUUUGGUAUGCAGAGGAGACAAUAGGAGCCUUAUCCAGAGAAGUCAUCAGCCAAGUUCCUGAAGGAAACGUUGCCUGCAUCUCUUGUCCCUCGUUAUUUCUGGGUCUCCUCAAAUCUCAAUUCACAAGAUGUGUCCUAUUUGAACAUGACAGUCGAUUCAAUGUCUUUGGAGAACGCUUUAUCCACUAUGACUAUAAAUCUCCAUUGUCUGUACCCAGGGACUUCGAAGCAUCAUUCACUCUUGUAAUAGCAGAUCCACCAUUCCUCUCAGAGGAUUGUCUUGCCAAAAUGGGAAGCACAAUCAAAUUCCUUCUCUGUCCCAGGGGAAAAAUUAUUCUUUGCACAGGAGUGGUGAUGGAGGAAACUGUAUCCAGAUUCCUGCAUUUGCAUCGCAGCAUAUUUAUUCCCAAACACAAGAAUAACCUUGGAAAUGAGUUUGCCUGUUUUGCAAAUUAUGACAUUGACUCUUCCAUGAGCAUGGCAUGACUUUUUUGGGCAGAAAAGUCAGCUUGUGUCAGAGACAACA
This is a messenger RNA of Darwinula stevensoni, 1378 nucleotides long. The record is from the annotation of a GenBank genome assembly. Lineage: Eukaryota; Metazoa; Arthropoda; Ostracoda; Podocopida; Darwinulidae.